AUGGAACAAUACCAUGCACUCUCAGACUCGACUAUGGAUUCACUCCUGGAGAACCUCGAAGACCUGCUUGACACAGUCGGAAACCCGGACCUGGAGGUUGAGUACCACAGUGGUGUCUUGACUCUCAACCUGGGUGAACAUGGUACAUACGUGAUAAACAAGCAACCUCCCAACAAGCAAAUCUGGUUGUCCUCCCCGGUUAGUGGACCAAAGCGCUACGACUACGACGAGGAGCUAGAUGACUGGAUAUACCUCCGGGACGGCCAACCCAUGGGAGACCUGCUGAAUACUGAAUUGAGUCAGGCACUGGGGAUGCCUGUGAAUCUCGGAGUUGACCAUGUAUCGGAGAAGGUGCAGUGA
Molecule: messenger RNA, 360 nt
Organism: Coprinopsis cinerea okayama7#130
Lineage: Eukaryota; Fungi; Basidiomycota; Agaricomycetes; Agaricales; Psathyrellaceae
Exons: 3
Coding region: 1-360 (119 amino acids)
Biological process (GO): iron incorporation into metallo-sulfur cluster; intracellular iron ion homeostasis
Cellular component (GO): mitochondrion
Molecular function (GO): iron chaperone activity; ferroxidase activity; ferrous iron binding
Source: RefSeq, a predicted model, not a curated record